Leptinotarsa decemlineata (Colorado potato beetle) is the source of this 932-nucleotide messenger RNA. RefSeq lists its product as uncharacterized. The record is from RefSeq and is a predicted model, not a curated record. Lineage: Eukaryota; Metazoa; Arthropoda; Insecta; Coleoptera; Chrysomelidae.
CAGCAAAUGUCAGUACUAACCUUGUUCUGUCAAUUCAUUAUAAUAUAUGGAUCCUUUUGAAUAUUUGUGAUGUUUCCCUCCCGUAAAGAAAAACCCAAGAGAAGUGAAUGCAAAAAACGCAUCAAAAACAUUCUUUCCACGAUAAAUGAACUGGAGAGAAACCUCAUAAAAUCUCAACAAACUGAUAGGCAAAUUUUGAUGGCUAUUCGUCUAGAUCAUCUGAAGGACAAGAAUAUCAUUACACAACUGGAGGAAGUUCAAAAAGAAAACAAGCAGUUAUUGGAUAUGAUGCAAUUGCAAGAUUGCCAAAGAAAAAACAUGUCGAGGACAAAUUCAAGUACCUCUUGUUCAACGAUGAGCUUGGUAAAUUUACAAUACAAAUACGAAGAGCUUUUAGCGAAUCAAAAUGAUUUACUGAAACUACUGGAGAUGCGAUUAUCUGAAAACCGUAAAUAUCACGAGGAGAAUUGUCAACUACAGGAAGAGAUCGAGAGUUUAAAAUUACAGUUACAGAAUAGUCAAGAGGAGUUUUCAAGAGUUUUACAAAAAAUGAAGGACAGCAAAGUUAAAAAAAGUAAUAAGAUAUCCAAACUAAAAAACGAAAGGGACACCCUGAAAAUGGUUCACAGCCGAUUUGUGAGUUUGUUAAACCAACAAUUCACGGAGCGAGAUGAUACUUUGUGCGAAAUAUUGAAAACUACUCCAGAAUCCGACAAGGCGCUGCUUAUUCAAGAAGUGAGUACCUCAGAAAGAUUCGCAAGAAUAACGCAUUGCUGUAUGAAAAUUUUCAAAUGCAACAGAAGAUUGAUUAUCUGCAGUCAAUUAUGAACACCAGGGCUUGCAAAUAAAAUAAGUCAAAGUCACCUAUCAAUUUUAAUUACCUUUUAGAUGAUCCAUAUAACCAUUUGAAUAAAAUAAUCUCGCAAAUAAGA